GGAUCGAUAAGAGUGUGUACUGUUGUACUUAUAAAUAGUAACAUGUUGGAAAAACCCUGAAUCAAAUUUAAGUUUUCAUUGUUUUAAAAGGAAUAAGUCGGCAAAAUGGCAAAUGAUCAUAAACUAUUGUCAAGAUGCGUAGCCAAACUGGACAGUAUGUCACAUGGAUUAACAGAGUGUCGCCCGAAAACCUUAGAAAAGUUGAAAAAUACACUCAAAAAGGAAUCAGAGGUCAUUUUUGUGAACCAGAUUCUGAUUUAUUUACUAACCACGGAUAGUGCAGUUCCGUUAAAGAACGAGGAAGUGGUUCAUAAAACAGAUUCCGAUCUGGACAUCGCAAUUGCCGAAGCGGCGUUUAAACGAGCGCAGGAUGAAGGGCGACAUUUCUUUGUGUUGCCUUGUGAUUCGGAUUUGCACAUUGAAAUCGAAAGUAAAGUGCACGACUGGUAUUCACAGAAACUUCGUAUGAUAGACACAGAGAACCCAGCUUUUGCAAUUGCAUCAGCAUGCAGCGUUGACUCCCAUUUAGAUGUCGACAAAAUCACGAGGCAUCUCGAGCACCUUGACAUAAUGCACCAGUGGCUGGAAUUGGUCAGUUACAAAUUUCCGGACACUGUUUCUCUGAAUGAACUUUCAAACGCGUGGGAGAAAUGGAUAGAAGAGAUUAAAGCUAAUCUUGGAAAGGCAUCAGCCUGUACAUAUCAUUUGUUUUCUUCGUUUAUUAAACAGGCCAAUGAUUCUAUUCAGAACGCCAGAAUUGAAGCAAUAGGAGCGUACUGUGAGGACAUGUAUAUAAACAAAUAUCCAGCAUAUAAAUCGUAUCCGAAGAAUCAACCGAAAAUUGAGAAAAUGGAAACUAGCAACGAUUGUGGAAAUCAAAAUCAUCAAGAAGAACCAGCCGACGUCGAAGAAAGAAAACAAAGUUUGUUGAAUUCGCCGCUCUUUUUAUGGCCUGUAGGAAUCGAGCCGGAAGUUGUGCAUGUUAUUCUUAAGUUGUGGGCAACGGAAAAGAAACCGGAAACCUUGCAUCAGUUUAAAACUUUUGUUAAAAGUGUUGGUCACAUUACGUAUGUUGCGUCGCCCAGGUAUGUUCUAAUGUCAAAGAUAUCUAAGGAAAACAAAAUCGAUGAAGGAGAUGAGAUAACUCUGAAUGUUCGACUGGGGUCUUCUAUCUCUGUGAAGACGUUCCAGCUAAAUAAUACAAGCGCUCUAGGGUCCGUUUUGAUAUAUCCUGGAAAACGUAAACCAGCCAAGGGAAAAUCAUUCCAAAGAAUUCGAAGUAUGUUUGACAGGAUGGAUACGUCUUCGGAUACUUCCCGAGAAACGCUGCGUGGAUUUCAGGAAUAUAUUUUAAAGACCGUAAAGCAAUUAUCACAACGCACCGGGGCAAUUAUGUUGUUUGACGAUGCAGAAGCUAAUGAACGAUGUAGAGACAAUCUACGUAAAUAUUUGAGUUCACUUACCGAGUGUAACGGUGUGAGCGGAAAUGAAUUCUCUAACGAAAUGAUGAAGUUGGCUUGCGAACAAACCACAGUUCCUAUAGAAAACUUGAUCAAUCUUUUACUGAAGGCAGGCUACCUGCAGAUAAACGAGGUGGACCAGUCGGUGACAUACACGCCUGGUUACAGAAGAAACAAAUUCAUCGACAAAGCCGGUGCGGAGGCUACUUUUCUGAGGGGAUGGGAAGCAUUCUAUAAGCAGACGGAAGAACCGUCAGACAUAGAAAUGGGCAGCUACACAAGGAAGCGAAAAUUCCAAAUGCCACUAUUCACCCUAAAAAGACAGAGGUUGAUAGACAUUUAGAACUUAAGUUAAAGGUCUAUUAUGCCUAGGAAAGCUUAUACAUUUGUAUUUUCUUAUUAUUGAUGUCAUGUUACAAUUUCAAAAAAGUUACUCAUUUGCCAUCCAGCUGUUAGUCUUAUUCCUCUGUUGCUUUUCGGUAAUUAUCUUGCUUUUCGGUAAUUAGUACAGUUAUAAUGAUUUUAAGUUUUUUUGAUACCACUUGCUUAUUUUGCUGCUUAUACUACAACUAAUUUUACGUUCAACGCUCCUAUCAACAGGUGAUAAGCAUUUAAUUAACAUGCUCUAAAUAUCAAACCCAUGUUUGCUCUUUCUAAAUAAGGAAAAAAAUGUUGUUUUUUUAGACAUUAUGUGCCUUUAAAUAUACUAUAAUACUUUAAACAAUUCAUUGAUGCUGCAAUUAAGUUUAUUACUUUACGAGAGAGGCGAAAUGGCUUGGAUGAUUCAGGGGUCUGUGCCUCAGUCAAAAAUAUCGUAUAGGAUUUCAACAUUUUCUCACAUAACACAAGCUCUGGUUAGUUGCAGGUCGAGAGUUUGAGCCUCGUUGCUGUCAUCACGAUCGAGCUUUUCCCUGAAUUUCUUGAAUGAACUUGUCAAGGUUCCAUUUUUGGAACUUUCCAUUGUCAAUUUUGGGGAAUUCAAGAUGAAAGUAAAAGUUGGUCAGCCAACUGUAUAGAGUCUGGUCAGACGUCACGGGCAUGCAUACCAUACUUGUGGCAAAGGCUAAUCACUUUUGCACCCAACAAGACAAGGGUUGAUUGAGUUUACUAGAAUUUCAAUUAACCUCUUUAAUUAUUUCUGAAAAUAGCAUGUUUUGCAUUGUUCUUGUAUGUUUUAUAAAUUGAAUACUUUUAGAAUUGCAUUGAGCAGUUUUUAUUUUUGUAUUAUUUUUAAUAAUUAGUGAUUUAUUGGAUGAUUUUACUGCCAUAUUGGUUUAAAUUAUGAAUUCUACAUGUUUAUUCUGUACAUUUUUUAUAUGAUCAUCAUUGUAAUCCCCUUUAAUUACAUUCAAUUUUAUUCCCAACUUUUUUCCGAAUUUUAAUUUCAGAUAUCAUUUUUUUCCAAAUUGAUACUGAAAUUCUCUGAAUUUCUGAGAGUAUGUAGAAAAACAGUUGUACCAUUUUCUGUAAAUAAAAGUCUAUGUGAUUUAAUUUGAGCUAUGAAUGAGAUAUGUUUGCUAUAAAUACACAGUAUUAUCUUUACAAUUUGUUUAAAACUC
Ruditapes philippinarum (Manila clam) is the source of this 3019-nucleotide messenger RNA. RefSeq lists its product as uncharacterized. The coding region runs from base 106 to 1803 and encodes 565 amino acids. The transcript has 2 exons. The record is from RefSeq and is a predicted model, not a curated record. NCBI's taxonomy places the organism in Eukaryota, Metazoa, Mollusca, Bivalvia, Venerida, Veneridae.